This is a messenger RNA of Peromyscus eremicus (cactus mouse), 4177 nucleotides long. It is a transcript of the gene Atp2a2, whose product is annotated as ATPase sarcoplasmic/endoplasmic reticulum Ca2+ transporting 2. The record is from RefSeq and is a predicted model, not a curated record. Gene Ontology annotation, molecular function: P-type calcium transporter activity involved in regulation of cardiac muscle cell membrane potential; ATP binding; ATP hydrolysis activity. Gene Ontology annotation, cellular component: membrane. The coding region runs from base 213 to 3344 and encodes 1043 amino acids. Gene Ontology annotation, biological process: intracellular calcium ion homeostasis; regulation of cardiac muscle contraction by calcium ion signaling; calcium ion transmembrane transport. NCBI's taxonomy places the organism in Eukaryota, Metazoa, Chordata, Mammalia, Rodentia, Cricetidae. The transcript has 20 exons.
GUGAUUCAGCGUCCCGGACAGGCGGAAGCGGCCGCAGCCUCGGCGGCGGCGGCGGACGAGCAGGAGCAGGAGGAGGAGGAGGAGGAGAAAGAGGAGGGGACAGCUGUCCGCGCCCGGGCGCCCGCGGUGGCACGAGCCCGCGGCCCGAGUGCGAGGCGGAGGCGAGGAGGCCGCGGGGACGCGAGGCGAGGCCGGCCGGGGCCCCCGCAGCCAUGGAGAACGCUCACACAAAGACGGUGGAGGAGGUGCUGGGCCACUUCGGCGUCAACGAGAGCACGGGGCUGAGCCUGGAGCAGGUCAAGAAGCUCAAGGAGAGAUGGGGCUCCAACGAAUUACCGGCUGAAGAAGGAAAAACCUUGCUGGAACUUGUGAUUGAGCAGUUCGAAGACUUACUAGUUAGGAUUUUAUUGCUGGCAGCGUGUAUAUCUUUCGUUUUGGCUUGGUUUGAAGAAGGUGAAGAAACAAUUACAGCCUUUGUAGAACCUUUUGUAAUUCUGCUUAUAUUAGUAGCCAAUGCAAUUGUGGGGGUGUGGCAGGAGCGAAAUGCUGAAAAUGCAAUAGAAGCCCUUAAGGAAUAUGAGCCAGAAAUGGGCAAAGUGUAUCGCCAGGACAGAAAGAGUGUGCAGCGCAUCAAAGCUAAAGACAUCGUCCCUGGGGAUAUUGUGGAGAUAGCUGUUGGUGACAAAGUUCCUGCUGAUAUAAGAUUAACUUCCAUCAAGUCGACAACGCUAAGAGUUGACCAGUCAAUUCUCACAGGUGAAUCUGUUUCCGUCAUCAAGCACACUGACCCUGUCCCUGACCCACGAGCUGUCAAUCAAGAUAAAAAGAACAUGCUCUUUUCUGGUACAAACAUUGCUGCUGGGAAAGCUAUGGGAGUGGUGGUCGCAACCGGAGUUAAUACUGAAAUUGGCAAGAUCCGGGAUGAAAUGGUUGCAACAGAACAGGAGAGAACACCCCUGCAGCAGAAGCUCGAUGAGUUUGGGGAGCAGCUUUCCAAAGUCAUCUCCCUCAUUUGCAUUGCAGUCUGGAUCAUCAACAUUGGGCAUUUCAAUGACCCAGUUCAUGGGGGCUCCUGGAUCAGAGGUGCCAUCUACUAUUUUAAGAUCGCAGUGGCCCUGGCUGUUGCUGCCAUCCCCGAGGGUCUGCCUGCUGUCAUCACCACCUGCUUGGCUCUUGGAACCCGUCGAAUGGCAAAGAAAAACGCCAUUGUUCGAAGUCUGCCUUCGGUGGAAACCCUUGGUUGUACUUCGGUUAUCUGCUCAGACAAGACAGGCACACUUACCACAAACCAGAUGUCGGUCUGCAGGAUGUUCAUUCUGGACAAAGUCGAAGGUGAUACCUGUUCCCUUAAUGAGUUUACCAUAACUGGAUCAACAUACGCACCCAUUGGAGAAGUGCAUAAAGAUGAUAAGCCAGUGAAAUGCCAUCAGUAUGACGGGCUUGUAGAGUUAGCAACUAUCUGUGCUCUGUGUAAUGACUCUGCUUUGGACUAUAAUGAGGCUAAGGGUGUAUAUGAGAAAGUUGGAGAAGCUACAGAGACUGCCCUCACUUGCCUGGUAGAGAAGAUGAAUGUGUUUGAUACCGAACUGAAGGGACUGUCUAAAAUAGAACGUGCAAAUGCCUGCAACUCGGUCAUAAAACAGCUGAUGAAGAAGGAAUUUACUCUUGAGUUUUCACGUGACAGAAAAUCAAUGUCUGUCUAUUGUACACCAAACAAACCAAGCCGGACAUCCAUGAGCAAAAUGUUUGUGAAGGGUGCUCCCGAAGGAGUCAUCGACAGGUGUACCCACAUCCGAGUUGGAAGUACUAAGGUCCCCAUGACUCCUGGUGUCAAACAGAAGAUCAUGUCUGUCAUUCGGGAGUGGGGCAGUGGGAGUGACACACUGCGGUGCCUGGCUCUGGCCACUCACGACAACCCGCUGAGGAGAGAGGAGAUGCACCUGGAAGAUUCGGCCAACUUCAUCAAGUAUGAGACCAAUCUGACUUUCGUGGGCUGUGUGGGCAUGCUGGACCCUCCCAGGAUUGAAGUGGCCUCUUCUGUGAAGCUGUGCCGCCAAGCAGGCAUCCGCGUCAUCAUGAUCACUGGGGACAACAAGGGGACCGCUGUGGCCAUCUGUCGCCGCAUCGGCAUCUUUGGGCAGGAUGAGGAUGUGACGUCAAAGGCUUUUACAGGACGGGAGUUUGAUGAGCUCAGCCCCUCGGCCCAGAGAGACGCCUGCUUGAAUGCCCGCUGUUUUGCUCGAGUCGAACCUUCCCACAAGUCUAAGAUCGUUGAGUUCCUCCAGUCCUUUGAUGAGAUCACAGCUAUGACUGGUGACGGUGUGAAUGACGCCCCUGCUCUGAAGAAAUCGGAGAUUGGCAUUGCCAUGGGUUCAGGUACUGCAGUGGCCAAGACUGCCUCGGAGAUGGUCCUGGCAGAUGACAACUUCUCCACCAUCGUGGCUGCUGUGGAGGAGGGUCGAGCUAUCUACAACAACAUGAAGCAGUUCAUCCGAUACCUCAUCUCGUCCAAUGUGGGGGAAGUGGUCUGUAUUUUCCUGACGGCGGCCCUUGGGUUUCCUGAGGCUUUGAUUCCUGUCCAGCUCCUCUGGGUCAAUCUGGUGACAGAUGGCCUGCCUGCCACUGCGCUGGGGUUCAACCCUCCAGACCUGGACAUCAUGAACAAACCGCCCCGGAACCCAAAAGAACCCUUGAUCAGCGGGUGGCUCUUCUUCCGUUACCUGGCUAUUGGCUGUUACGUUGGUGCCGCCACCGUGGGUGCUGCUGCGUGGUGGUUCAUCGCUGCUGACGGGGGUCCUCGAGUGUCCUUCUACCAGCUGAGUCAUUUCCUACAGUGUAAAGAGGACAACCCAGACUUCGAUGGAGUGGAUUGUGCAAUCUUCGAGUCCCCAUACCCAAUGACAAUGGCACUUUCUGUUCUAGUGACCAUAGAGAUGUGCAAUGCCCUCAACAGUUUGUCUGAGAACCAGUCCUUGCUGAGGAUGCCCCCCUGGGAGAACAUCUGGCUCGUGGGCUCCAUCUGCCUGUCCAUGUCACUUCACUUCCUGAUCCUCUACGUGGAACCUUUGCCACUCAUCUUCCAGAUCACACCCUUGAAUCUGACCCAGUGGCUGAUGGUGCUGAAAAUCUCCUUGCCUGUGAUCCUCAUGGAUGAGACGCUCAAGUUUGUGGCCCGAAACUACCUGGAACCCGGUAAAGAGUGUGUGCAGCCUGCCACCAAAUCCUCCUGCUCGCUGUCGGCAUGCACCGAUGGCAUUUCCUGGCCGUUCGUGCUGCUCAUUAUGCCCCUGGUGGUCUGGGUCUACAGCACAGACACUAACUUUAGUGAUAUGUUCUGGUCUUGACUGACAGCGCCACAUACAGAAGAUGUUUAACUUAAUCAAUUAAUUUUUUAUUGUUUAAAGCAACUGUCUAUUUCUGCUGAAUUUUCACAUGAACAUAUUGGCUGGUGAAGGAGGUUUCAUAUUCUAGAUUUCGUUUUGCUUUUUCUGACUCCAGUGGGACAAGAUUUUCCUUUUUUUAUACACAUAAUUAAAGUGUCCAUUGACAUGUACAGAGAACUAACACUAUUUUAUGCAGAUAUUUUUUUGUAGAUGAAAAAGCAUGUACAGUGUUCUGUUUAAUACUCAUACUUGUACAGAGAUAGUUGAGCCAGCAGACAUUGUCAGCAAAGUAAUUGGCAGCAGACUGUAGGAAGUGAAUGUGUGUGGUUUUUAAAAGGAAAAAAAAAAACUAAAUAGCAUGUAUUGUGUCUUUUGCAUGAUUCUCUGGAUUUAAUUUGAUAUCACAGUCUAAUUUUUAUUCAUAAGCCAAUUUUUCUGCACUGAGCAGAGUCCUGCUACCUCAGUCAGUAUUUUUGGUUUGCCACUUCCUGCACCCUCAGCCUCUGUCACCCCCAGCCCACCCCAGCCCGCUCGGCUUCUUCUGUAGGUCUGAUGGUUCUGUUUACAUCCGUCUUCACGAGAGGUUUGCCUGUUCUCGCUUGUGCAGAAAACAUUGCUCCCGAUUCAAUCGACUGGGUUUCUGUCCCUUUGCCUAGUUUUUAAGGUUAUUUAUUUAAAUGUCUAAUGUAUUUUAUUGUAACAGACAUUGUUUUGCCAACAUUGCCUAUUCAGUGGCACUUCACAAUCUAGUUUAAAAGAAAAAUAAAACAUUUUAAAUGGACAGAGAAAAAUAA